Impatiens glandulifera is the source of this 2945-nucleotide messenger RNA. RefSeq names its product kinesin-like protein KIN-6. Gene Ontology annotation, biological process: microtubule-based movement. Gene Ontology annotation, molecular function: ATP hydrolysis activity; ATP binding; microtubule binding. The record is from RefSeq and is a predicted model, not a curated record. Gene Ontology annotation, cellular component: kinesin complex; microtubule. The coding region runs from base 304 to 2616 and encodes 770 amino acids. NCBI's taxonomy places the organism in Eukaryota, Viridiplantae, Streptophyta, Magnoliopsida, Ericales, Balsaminaceae. The transcript is spliced from 19 exons.
UUAAGUAAACAUCUCUCUCUUCUCUCUCUAUAGCUAUCAAUCUCUCUCUUUGUUUUUCACUUGAAAUCUAGUUUCUUUUCUAGAGAUUGAUUGAGAUAUAUCAAAUUCACUUGAUUCAGCCGAAGAAAACGAAGAAAAAGAAGGCGAUUUGGCUGAUUGGGAGUGAUAAACACACCAGGAGAGAAGAAUACGCCGCCUUAAAAGGGGGAGGGAUUGCUAUUAAAGGGUUUUCAGGGUUUUCCUUCUCGAUUCGCUAUCCUUGUUUGUUUCUUAUUCGCCGUCGCCGACAUCAUCGGAGCAGAGAUGGGAGAAGAGGCCGGAGACAGAACGCCCAUUGACUGUCCGCAAACGGUAACGAUUCGUCGAAACCCUCACCGGAGAGCAAGACCGACUGCUUCUUCUGUCAAAGCAUUUCCAACUCAAGAGAUAUUAGCGAUGGAUGAUCAGGAUGAAGAUAUUCCCAAACUACUCAAUAAACCGGAACCUUCAUUGGAUCGUCUCGAGAUUUUCUUACGUCUCCGUCCUCUUACCGUGCAAAACCGUGGAGCUAAAUCAAUCAAAUCUCGAACUGUUUUGCCUAAUAAAAUCUCGAGGAACUUGAAAACAGACUGUGUUAGUUGCGUUACAGUAACUAAUUCAACUUCUGUCACAGUUUCUCCUCCGUCUUCUUUAAAAGUUGGGAAAAGAGCACAAUCUGAGGUGUUUGAAGGUUUCUCUCAGGUCUUUGGUGCCGAUUCGUCCCAGGAAGACGUGUAUUUAAGAAUGAUGAGCCCUUUGGUCAAUGAUUUUCUCCAUGGUAAGAGUGGGAUGCUUGCCACUCUUGGAGCUACUGGCUCCGGGAAAACACACACAGUUUUCGGAUCCAUUAGAAAUCCUGGAAUAGUGCCUCAGGCUCUACAACAAAUAUUCUCAUUCGAGGAGGCUAAAAAUAGGAUAUUUCAUAUAUCAAUGUUUGAAAUUUAUUCGGAGAAAGGGAAGGGAGAGAAGAUGUUUGAUUUAUCCCAAGAUGGAGGUGAUUUGUGGAUGCAACAGUCUGUUGUCAAAGGUCUAAAAGAGGCUGUCAUUUGCAAUGCUAAAGAAGCUGAAGCAAUAAUAGAAUGUGGAUUGUUGAAACGGGCUACUGCUUCAACAAAUUCAAAUCAUCAAUCUAGCCGUUCACAGUGCAUCAUUAGUAUCCGGUGUGUCACAGAAAAGGCAGGUGGUCAAGUAAACUCUGCCACGUUGACAUUUGUGGACCUUGCUGGUGCGGAACGAGAGAAAAGAACAGGAAAUCAGGGAGAGAGACUGUUAGAGAGUAAUUUCAUCAACAAUACCUCUAUGGUGUUUGGUCUCUGCUUACGGUCACUGUUGGAACAUCAGAAUAAUCCCAAGAAACCAUUACAGAAACAUUACCAGAAUUCAUUGCUGACUCGUUAUUUGCGUGAUUACUUGGAAGGGAAAAAGCGGAUGGCUUUGAUACUAACGAUAAAAUCUGGAGAUGAUGAUUACCUUGACUCGACUCAUUUACUAAGACAAGCUUCACCAUUUAUGAAAAUCAAGUUUCAUAAUGUUGAGGAAGCUGACAUUUUACUACCUACAAAAAGGCAAUUGCAAACAUUGCCAAAAUCAGUGAAAUCUAAAAGAAGGAAGCUUGUUGCUGACCCGAAACCUAUUUUGGUUGAAGGUAAGGCUGCUAUGGAUGAAUGCCAACAUAUGGAGGAAGAUUUUCCAAGUUGUACUAAUAACAUUGAGGAUAUCCAGCAACCAGUGAAGGAAAUAAGCAAUUCAAAUGAAUCUUCACCCGAUGUGCCUGUAGAGGUUGAGCAAAUAAAUCUUGAACCCAUCUGUGAAAACAACAUUCUGAUGGCAAAAAAAGAAAGAGAAAAUAAGAUUAUGGAAGGCGUUGCUAAAGCAUUAUUGAAUGUCUUAAAGGAAUACAGGGAUAAACUUAAGGCUGCUGAAAAUGAAAUAGUCAAUCUACAAGGAAACCUCUCAAUGGAAAAGACCAGAAGUUCUGGAUUAGAGCUUGAACUAGAGAAUCUAAAGUCCUCCUGUUUGUGUAGUAAAGAAAUAACAUCUACAGAAAGUGAGAAAUGUCUUUCUGUUGAUAUGAAUCAGUGUGUUAGCCCAGAACGUGGAAUUUCUCCUAAACCUGACAACAAUUCCGGGGAUGAUAAAGUCAUGGAAGAUAAAGAGAUCGAGAAUACUCUUUCCGUUCCUUCUGUGAUAGAUUCAGAGGCAUAUGCAGAAGCAGUGGGUUUAGAAUCUGUAAGUUUGCCACUUGAAACAUCAGACUCUGGAUGUCCCACAUUUGCUACAGAAAUUAAGCUGCAUGAUGAUGGAAAUGAAAAGGAGUCAAAGCCAGCAGUUAAAUCAAAUGAAAAACCGAUUACUCAGUCGGGAAAGAAAUCCCAUGGCAAAAAAUCCGUUAAGUGUGAAAAACCAAGAAGGAGGCUAGCACCUGCUUCAUCCAAUUUAUUAAGAGAGAUCAACAAUUUGAAGUUUGAAGAUGAGAACGAGAAGCCAAAGGGAGGAAACAAGGGAGAAAAGAAGACGAUAAUAGGUGCUGAGAGAAACAUGCAAAAAGGUGGUAGCAUGGCUCUUCUGCAAUUGAUCAGGACCACCAAUCAAUCUUGAUCAUUUGUUAUUGCAGCAAAAGGUAGUUUUGUGGAACCCAAUUGAUUUCAGAUACAAAAAAAAAAAUUCAAUCCAGAGUAUAUCUUUUGUUCUCUGUAGUUAGUUUUGGGAAGAUGGAUAAGAAAUCAAAUCCUUUUGGUUUCAGAAACAUUUGUUGUCGGCACGCCUUAAGUUGAAGUGGGUCGGUUUUAGAAACAUUUGUUGUUGUGACGACGCCUUAAGUUGAAGUGGGUUAUGACCAUGAGAUUAAAAAACAAUUAUAAUUGAAACUAACAAUGUCAUCCCAAAUGCAAUGGGACAUGUCGACCCAUAAAUCAAUGAAAAAUGCU